Centruroides sculpturatus (bark scorpion) is the source of this 7988-nucleotide messenger RNA. RefSeq names its product AT-rich interactive domain-containing protein 1B-like. Gene Ontology annotation, biological process: regulation of transcription by RNA polymerase II; positive regulation of DNA-templated transcription; chromatin remodeling. Lineage: Eukaryota; Metazoa; Arthropoda; Arachnida; Scorpiones; Buthidae. The record is from RefSeq and is a predicted model, not a curated record. Gene Ontology annotation, cellular component: nucleoplasm; nBAF complex; SWI/SNF complex. The transcript is spliced from 16 exons. Gene Ontology annotation, molecular function: DNA binding; nucleosome binding. Bases 1522 to 6804 code for a protein of 1760 amino acids.
UGGGAAUGUUUUGAUACGCGGAGAUCUGUGCAGUAUCUGUACGCUGCCAACGAGAUCCUGUCCAGCGCCGCCGAGUAACGCGAUCCGACGACAACGCCGCCUGUGUAAGCUAGGGGUGGAGAAGAUUGUAAACCCCCGUUUCCCACCGGACGGCGGGCGGGGGGGGAAUAAGGAAACAGAUAGAAGUGACAAGAGGACGAUCGUUGAAUUAUUUUGUCCAGAUCUGUUUUUCCACACCUUUUGACACGUUUUAAAGUCAAAUGUCCUAUUUUACAUAACCUUUCACCCAGUCGUUAGAAGCGAACGGCAGAGUGGAAGGAUGCCCGGCUGCGAGGCUAGAUAAAGUUUCCGACUGGAUAGGAGCCCGGCUGCGAGGCUAGACGUUCCCCGCGUCUAAGAGAAGGCGGAGUAUUGACAGGCCACGUGAUAAAUCGCCGUUCGUUUGUGUGACGGAGACCUAAGCCCGGCUCGGCUCCAUUACGCCGAACGGUGUGCCGACCGACGCUAGCAGGCAGACCGACAGCGUUCAAUUCUAGAAUCGCUCUUCCCUCACUAACUCCAAUACAAAAUGCCAAAGCGUCCCGUCUUACUCUGUGAUGACAUUUUACUCGAUUUCCCGAGUCGAUUUUUUUUUCUUUUUAUUCUCUUCUCCUCCCCCGUUUCUCUCCGUCCCGCCGCGCGGCGCCACCGACAACCGUGCGUUAUUUUUAAAAGUCGGGACGGCUUCUUCUUCUUCCUCCUCCCCUCGCUUCGCCAGUGGUGCGGUCGGGCGGUUGCCUAGCGACGGUUCGCGCUGCGUUGGGUCCGGUUAAUGCGAGUGCUGUUAUCUCGGUCGAGCCUGGUAGAACUUGCCAGUGUUGUAACUCUCGGCAAAUCCAGUCGUUUUUAUUGAAACAAGGGCCAACUGGUCGAAGUUGUCGGCUCUCGUAUCGAGGCGGCGACUUAAAAAAGGGGGAGGAAAAAUUUUCUUUCUUCCUCCCUCCUCCUCCUCCUCUUCUUCCUCCCUCCUCUUUCUCUCUUAGAAGUUUAUAACGAGGAGCGCGAGAAUGGGGAGGAAUUGUUAGCGUGUCGGAAUCGAUUUUUUAGUCAUCGGAUGCAAUAAAGGAGUGUGUAACUAGUUUGUAAAACAGGAAGUAUCGUUGAGCCGACCGCGCUGACGAACUUCUAGAGCCCCUAGCUGUUCGCCUUGGGUUGGCUGCAUCGUUGCACGCAGCAAUGUUAUUCAUGGAGGCUCUAUCGACUGGUGUUGGACCAGGCACUGGCUCUUUCUGACCUGGGGAAAGGUGGGGGUGGCGUGCACACGGGAUCGAACGCUGCAAGGUCUCUGUGGCGUCGGUUCUGCUGUUGGCAGCUCGUCGCCUUUGAACUCCAGUAGAGGUGGCUAGUGGUGUGGAUGACGAUCCUGGUGGAGGGGGCGGUGGCACCAGUACUCCUGGUUUGACUAGGACCCCUGGCACUCCUCCCACGUCGCAGGGUCAACCUCUGAGACCACCAUCAGUUUCGUCUACUGGUUCACGUUCCAUGUCUCCAGCCAUAGGCCAACAAGCAAACAUUCCGAUGUCUCCCAGACCAUCAUCUAGCCAAUCAGAUAAUAAUGGACAAAGUCACAUGACUCCAACACAGAUGGCAGCACAAAAUUAUAAUCAACAAAUGGCAUCCACGCAGUUCUAUGGAAACAAAAUUCAUCAGGGGAUUAUGGGAAAUAGUGGUCCUAUAGGACAAUAUUCUCAACAAGGACAUUAUCCUCAAGGCAAUUAUCCUCGCCCUCAAAGCUCAAUGGGUUUACAGGGGUAUGGGACACAAGGACAGAACAGUUAUCCUUCUCCCAUGAACAAUCCUAACUAUCCUUCCCAGACAGGGAUAGUUCGUUUGCCUCCUAGUGGUACACAGAAUUACCCAGCUUCUACUACAGCUGGCUUUAUGAAUUCCCAAUAUGCCGGUCCUACCGGAUAUGGAAUGAUGCCUCCACCUAGCCAGUACUCCAAAUCCACCAUGUUACCACCUGGUAAUGCACAGGCAGCAGCUCAAGCCGCCAUAGUGGCGGCAGCAAAUUCUGCUAGUAUGCGUUCUUCACCGAUGUAUCUACGGCAGCAUUUACAACAAAAAAUGUACAGUGGAAGUUAUAACAGUAUGCAACAGCAACCUGGGAUACCAAAUUCCAUGCCUGGACCCCCAACAACACCAACUCCGGCACCUUGUGGCACCCCUAAUGCCAGUCAGGAUGAUUCUCCUAUGCUUCCUCCUGCAGUCAGUACUCCCUCUUCUUCCCAACAUUCUAGUAUGUCACCUCCUUCUGUGUCUACACCAAUUACAGAAACUUCCAACGCUGUAACUUCGUUGUCAUCUAGUGGUUUUACUCAGACAUCUGCCCCAUCAAUAGGAACAUCAUCUACAACAAUGACUCAAAGUAUUGAAAGUCCUGUGUCUUCUGCUGCAGUAACAGUUUCCAGUCCAGUUGGUGAGUCGUACACAUCUCAGCAAGCACUGUCGUCUCAAAAACGUAUGAUGUCUUCGGGUUUUCAACCUCCUCCUGUGUUAGAUGAAGGAAGUCAAGCUUCUAAUACGUCGGCUUCGUCAUCCCUUCCAGAAGAACAUGCUACCACUCCUAAACCCAAUAGUAAAUCAACAUUGUCUCAUCCUCCAACACCAAAUACACUUCCAUCGCCAGGAGCAGCUUCAAUGUCAUCUUUUCAUGAUGAAUUCGAUAGUGUUUCCAGUCCUAGCUGGCCAAGAACUCCGGCUAGUCCAGUAGUGAACAACCAAGUCUAUGAGCAUCACAUCAUUAAGCGACCUGAUGGAUUACUGAAGUUAUAUGAUAUGUCGGAAGAGCCCGAUCGUCGGAAUUUUUUGGAUAAACUUAUUAUGUAUAACGAAGAGAGAGGAACUCCCAUAACUCAGUGCCCUACAAUAAGCAAACAACCGUUGGAUCUAUAUCGCCUAUAUAUUUCUGUGAAAGAAAGAGGAGGGUUUGUGGAGGUCACAAAAUCUAAACAAUGGAAAGACGUAGCUGCAGCGGUUGGAGUGGGAGCAUCAUCCAGUGCAGCUUACACUCUUCGAAAACAAUAUAUUAAGCAUUUAUUGCCAUAUGAAUGUAAAUUUGAUCGUGGUGGAAUUGAUCCUCAGCCUAUAAUUAACCAAGUGGAAGCUGCAACAAGGAAAAAGGGAAAGAAUUCUUCAGGUUCUGGCCAUCAAGAAGCUUAUCCCCAGCCUUCACCAAAUCAAAUGAUGGAUGGCUAUCCACCUUCUAAUUAUUCUGGACCAUAUCCUCCACCUUCUGCUUCACAUACUGGUGCUGGUAUGAUAACUUCUGGAGACUAUCCAUCUAGUCAGCAUCCUUCUUAUGGACAGUCACCACAUCAUCAUAACCAAAUGCCCAAUCAUAUGGUUAGUGGUUCGGAAACAAUGAACAUGCAAGAUCCUUUUUCGGAAGAAAUACAGAGCAAUCAAUACCAAAGGUCUACACCUGCUAAUAAUUAUUCUUAUUCUCAGACUUCAAUAAAUUCUAUGGUACCUCCUUUUUCUGGAACUCAAGCAAGCAUGAGUGGCGGGUCUUAUGGCUAUACCAAUGCUGCAAUUCCUCCACAACAAGAACAGUACGGAGAACAGUAUUCACAACAUCCAAAUUUAAUGGCUUCGGCCGAUUCUUCUACCUACACUCAUCCUAGAGGAUUGGUUCAGGAACCUUGUAACCAACCGUCUGGCGGAUAUCCUCCCAACAGACCACUCAGACAACAUACUGCCGCUCAAUAUCCUUAUCAGGGUCAUUGCGAUCGCGAGAGAUAUGAUCAACAACAGCCAGCACCUGUGAUGCAACCUACCUCUCAAAUAAAUAACCCAUUGAUGGUUAGUAAUGCAAUGCAGGGUGAUCCAUCACUUUAUCAAUCUCAGCGAUUUACUGCACAACAGAUGAGCAUGCCGCCUCGCGAUACGAUGACUCCGCAACCGCCCACCGGCUUUCAACCGAGAGCUUCGAUGACACCUAAUCAGUAUCCCGCAGGGAUAGCAGGGCAGGUACCCGGUCAAACACAUUAUUCUCAAGCUCAACCUGACGGAUUCAGAGGGGCUGAGGUUCCUGCACAAUAUCAAAAUCAGAUGUCCUGUCUACAGACAUUCCAGCGACUUCUUUCCAAGAAUCCCCAAGGUUAUUCGUCUGCUCAGCAGAAUAUGUACGGACACGGUGGACCCCAGGCGCCCGCAAAAGUCGUGACUCCACCGACCGCCAACCGAGACAUAUAUCAGAGAGAGGUGUAUCCUCCAACUCCAAAGCGUCAUAUGGAUUUCAUGAAGCCUAGUCUUCCCGAUCAGUAUUCGUCCGGAUCGUACAGUCAGCAGGCGGCAUCGCCCUCUCCUUACGGAGAUCGUAGUCAGUAUGGUUAUCGCAGUUCCCACAUGAUGCCGAUGUCUACCUCUCCUGCAAUUCAGCAAGGUUGGUCAAGAGAGACCCAGUACCGUCAGUACCAGUCUGUCUAUCCUCAUCCCCAGAGAGACGGAUGGGAUAACACCAGACCCGAAGGUCCCAACACGUGGUCACACUACGCACCGCCUCAAUCCGAAUCUUAUCAUCCACAUAUGGGAAGUUAUUCUCCUUCGUUACCCGGUAAACCCAUGUAUGGUAGAGACAGAAUGUAUAUUCCUCCUAACAAAGUUGCCCCAUCACCGGGAAUAUCUCAACAGCCUCAGUUCUUGCAGACACCGGGACGCAAGGAGAUCAUCUUUCCACAGGAGAGCGUGGAGGCGACGAUUCCUCUGAUGACCAAGCGAAGAAGGAUCUCAUCCAAGGAUGUCACUCCCCUGGAGGCCUGGAGGAUCAUGAUGGCGCUGAAGUCGGGCCUCCUGGCCGAGAGCACGUGGGCCCUAGACGUUCUCUCCGUCUUGCUGUACGAUGACAACACUGUUUUGUAUUUCGGCCUGAGCCACCUGCCGGGUCUUCUGGAAGUGCUUCUAGAACACUACCGACGAUGCCUGAAACUGAUAUUCGGACUGACAGGUGAUCUGGAAGUGGGCUACGAGACCAGGUAUCACAUGGAUCCAGAUCCGGAGGACGAGCAGGAGCGGUUGUGCGACAGAAAGUGGUACGAAACGAGUCACGGUCCCUAUGACAAGUUUAAGGUCAGUGGACCGAUUCCCAUAUCGCAGAUAGACAAUAGCGACAAGACCGUCAUCCUCGACAAGGAGAACUUCACUCAAAGGACAAGAUGUGGUAAAACGGUUAAGACGAAGAAUGACGAGAGCCUCUUUCUCCUCGACCCCGAAAGGGCCUGGGACUGCUACGAGGGUUUCGAGAGCGGAAUGGGACACUGGCAUCUGGGAGGAGGCGACAUGACCUGCCACAUUCAGACGUAUUUUGAGAACACACACAGUUAUGUAAAGUUUGUUCGCGUUUUGGAAGACGUGGUGAAAUCCGAGAGAAGCGAAUCCAGAUGUUCGGAUGAUUCGGACCUCCCCGAAGAAUCAAACAAAUCGGUGGCGUCGUCCUCCAGCAGUGACAGAGAGAUCCCCGUUUUAGAGAACAUGCAGUGCGUGGUGGAGAAUAAGGACGAGUCAGAACACUCGGAGGAGCGCAAGGAGGACGACAUCAAGCAAGAGCCGAAGGAGGAGGAAUCGUCAAAGGAAAAUCAAAACGAGGAGGAGGAAGACGACGAGGAUGACAAGAAGCCGGUUUUGGAACCCAUGAAGGACGACGAAUAUCCGAAAAUCCGCGAGACGUCAUACCCUAGAAAGCGCCUCCACCUGGAGGACAUGGAGGACGAGGCGUACAACCGAGACGAGCCGUCUUUGUGUGUCAUCACCGAUUCUCAGAUAUCUCUGACGCGACGUUGUUUGUGUCUGUCUACGCUGUUCCGAAAUUUGUCGUUCGUUCCCGGCAACGAUGCCGAAAUGUCUAAGCACGCGGGAUUUUUACUGUUGAUGGGUCGUCUGUUGUUGUUGCAUCAUCACCAUUCGUUGAAGAAAGUCUCUCAGCAGCAUUACGACCAGGAAGAAGAAUUGGAGAAUCCCUCCGCCUCAGACUCUUGUAGUAGCUUAAGUAGUAAGCGAGAGUGGUGGUGGGACAUGCUUCACAUGUUGAGAGAGAACACCCUAGUUACGUUGGCCAACAUUACCGGCCAGCUAGAUUUGGCCCCCUAUCCGGAAGAGAUCAGUCUUCCUCUUCUGGACGGACUACUGCAUUGGGCCGUGUGUCCGUCGACGUACGCUCAGGAUCCACUUCCUUCGCAGCCACCUCACUCCGUCCUUUCGCCUCAACGUCUGUCUCUGGAAGCACUCUGCAAACUGUCGAUCCUCGACGGUAACGUGGAUCUGUUACUAGCAACACCGCCGUGGUCACGCAUCGAAAGACUCUUCUCCCUGCUGUCUCGAUUCCUCAACUACAACGAGGAUCAGGUGUUGCGCGAGUUCUCCGUCGUCCUCUUGUCUAACCUGGCUCAGGCGGACGGCACGGUCACGCGAUCCAUAGUCACGCAGGGAUCUUGCAUCUCGCAGCUGAUCCUGUUCGUCGAGCAGGCCGAGCAGAACGCAUUGCAGGUGGCCAACACUCAAGGCAUCAACGCGCUCCGAAAGAACCCCGAAUUGAUGGGUACCACGCUGGACAUGGUGCGCAGAGCGGCCGGUACCCUGCGCUGCCUGGCACGGAUACCGGAAAACAAACCGCUCUUUCUACAACACCACCAGCGACUGCUGGCCUUAGUCAUGUCCCAAAUUUUAGAUCAGGGUGUAGCUUCGAUCGUAGCCGACGUUCUCUACGAGUGCUCUCAAGACAUUUCGGAUUUCGGUAGUAGUGCCACUCAUUCGUUCACUAAAUCAUAGUAAUCGUUGUUGCACCGUGUGCAGAAAAUAAAAUAAAAGAAAAUAAAAAAUUUUAAAGUAUUUGGGCGUUGCCUUGUCGCCUGCCCAAAUUCGGGCAGACAGAAGAAAAAGAAAGAAACAAACAAACAAAGAAAACCACCACCACCGAUACGUGCCGGGCCCAAAAUCUGCAGCUAAUUUCGAAGGUGCGAGUAGUCGCAUUACGAAUUUUCGAACACACGAAAGGAACUGUGGAAUGUGAUGAGACAAAAGAAAAGAAGAGAAGAAAGGUUCCCAAGAGGCGAACACACAUCCAAAACUUCUGUUACUAUUUAUUUAUCAUAUUGUCGGGGCCUCGAAUGUGUGUGCGUGUGCGUGAGUGCGUGAAGGAUGUAAGAAAACACUAUAAACGGACGGCGUGCCACGUCGGACGGGUGCGUAGAUAAGAACGUGACGUAAGAAAAAGAAAAAAAUAAAUAAAAAUAAUAUCUACCUUCACCAAAAAAAAAACAAUCGUCGGGCACGAGAAUAUAUUAAAAACAAAGAAGUUCAUAAUAAACAGCACAUGUGAUCUCCAGAAAAAAAAACAAUGCUUUCAAGCAGAAGAAAACUCCACCCAUCAAAUCGUAAGAAAGAUCUCUUGUAGAUAAUUAAAAAAGAAAAUGCCAGCAUAGUGUUAACCCUAUUGACAGGGUGUUUAUUAUUAUUAUUAUUACCUAAUAGGAAUUUCGGGAGUUGUUUCCCUCGAGGCCAUGGUAUAUUUUUGUUUAAUUUGUACAAGUUUCCGGAUGUACAGCACCUGGCUGAAGUUCUGUAACGUCCGCCGUAAACAGGGAGGGGAGGUCCUCUCUCCUUCCGCCCACCCACAUCCAUUUAAUUUAAAAAUGGUUGUUUGUACCCAUGUAUCGUGACCGUGUUAUGCCGAAAUGUAUUUGUUUCUCAGCAUGACCCGAUGCGUCAUUCUGGAAACGACCCAUUAACAAAAAAAAAAAAAAAUACAAAGAAAGAAAAGAAGAAAACAAGAAAUGGACGACCGACAAAAUUCUAUUAAAAGCCAAUUUUUUUUUCUGUUGGAUCUGCAAAAAGUGUAGAGGUGAGGUCGAAAUCUGGCAUUUCCUCCAAGUCAUUCUUUCGUACCAACGCGUGCAGAAGCUUUAUACUAUGUAUAUGUCUGACGAUCCUGAAAUAAAUGUACAGAAAAUUUG